Molecule: messenger RNA, 1119 nt
Organism: Protopolystoma xenopodis
Lineage: Eukaryota; Metazoa; Platyhelminthes; Monogenea; Polystomatidea; Polystomatidae
Source: the annotation of a GenBank genome assembly
AUGUUAACCCUGAGCAAUUCCUUCGUUGCCGCCUUCAAAAUCCACGCUGCCGGUCUGCCCAACGGUACUACCUUCUCAACAGGCCUGGGUUCUCCGAUGGGGGGCUUUACUUUGACUCGCCUUUUUAAUGGUACCAUGACCGCCAUGCCUCAUCCCCAUGUUUCCCCAUCAACGAUCCAUCAGACCCCGGGUGGCCCAGGCCAGCUACCUUUAUCCUUGUCCGGUCAUAUACCUGGAACUGCAGGACUUACUUUACCUGCAUUUUCUACCGGAGGAGCUAACCUAUCUCCUUCCAGCUCUACUCCAAACACCGCUUCAAAUGCCACAUUUUCAUUUUCACCGUCACCAUCGUUGAUGCCACCAGUCUCUGCUGCCCUCAUAGGCCCUGCUGGAUCGGCUCAUAGUGGGUUGACUGCCAUAUCCAGUUUUUCUCCCGCUCAGCUUCAACCUUCAAUGACGGGUCUUCUGAUCCCAGCAACUUUGGGCAAACCAACAAUGCCAAGCUCAGUAUUUACGGCUGCGCUGCCGGUCAAUAUCGGCAAUAACAGCAAUACAAUGAAUGCACCUCAGACAGGUCUCACGAGGUUGGCGCCUAGCCCUGUAGGUGGCCGACCAAGACAAACAGUGACUUCUAACAAACGUGAUUCCAUCCCACCUUCUGCCAAUACGGCUGAAUUGUUACGUCGUCUCGAUGAUCAAAUUGGUAUCCUACAGCGCAUGGCUUCUCGCACCGCCCUACAAAACACUCGGCUCACCCAGCUAGUCGAUGUCCGGGCCCAGCUCCUAAAGGCAUCUUCGACCUCUUAUUCAUCUCCUCCAGCCUCUUCAUCUAAUCCUUCUUCUUCUAGUGCCCCAUCUCCCUCAUCCUUUAACACCACCUCUGAUACUAUCUUGCGAGAUGCCAUGCCUCUUGGACCUCGAAUGCUGCCAACUGGGCCUGUUGGGCCAUCUGUCUCAGUCGCCUCACCGGCGAUGACUAGUCCUUGCGGAGCUCCUGGCAAGCCAGCAAGUGCUCAGGCGCGCCAAAAUACUUGUGUGGGCCUAGUAAUGGCUCAAACACCCGUCACUGCCAGUGUGGUGAGUGCUUCAUUAUCUUGGGAAUUUUUCUGGAAGUACUGA